AAUGGUACAAACAUUACAACAGUACAAACAAUAUAAGCCCGAGACAGUCUGCCACAUAAAUCAACACUACUAAAGGCUUUUGUACGUAAAUACCGCAUACGUUUUGUUUAGCUUCUGUCAGCAGUAUGAACGAGAUGGAUAUUGAGGUCAGCGGUUUAAUUACUACUCAAGAGGAGAAACAGACGGGGAAUAAUAUGUUCCAGUUGCCAGCCAACAUUUUGUUAUCCCCACCCGCUGCCCGUGAAUGGUUCGGGAAGCGUAAGGAAACUGUUAGACCAUGGAUGGUUUUCAUCAACACAUCAAACUUCCAGGCCCCACGGAGCUUGCCCAGACUGACAAGGAGAAUUGUGAAGAACAUCGAGCAUUUUCAAAGCAAUUAUCUGUUUGUAUUCGUUGGUGUUGUCUUAUACUGCCUCAUUACAUCACCAUUGUUGUUGUUUGCUGUGGCAGCCAGCCUUGGAGCUGGUUAUAUCCUUCAUCUACGACAUGCUGAAGGGAAGAAGCUUACAUUGUUGUCACAUGAGAUACCACUGGCACAACAGUAUGGUGUUGUUGCCAUUUGUUCCCUGCCUGUUUUCUACUUGGCAGGAGCUGGCGCUGCCCUUUUUUGGGUGCUGGGUGCUUCCUUGGUAAUAAUUACUCUACAUGCAGCUUGUUACAAUAUUGAUGCUGUGUUGAGUCAGGAUGAGAGCAGAUUUGACCUUGUAAUGGAAGAGGUCUGAUCAAAUAUGUAGCACAGUAUGUUAUACACACUGUUUAUGUACAUUGAACAUAAUAUAAUUUAUGGAUACUAUUUCUAGUUACAGAAAAAUGUAAUAUUUUUUGAGCAUCUGAUUUUAUUUUAUAUAUACAUUUCAGUGUCAAUACAAAGAAUUUUCUACUAAUAUCAUAACAGGAUUUGCAGAGUUAUAUUGAUAUAGGAGGAGGAUGUGUAUUCAUAUAGAAUUGGACCGUAAAAAGACAUGUUAUGCAGAUGCUAAUUCUGACAGCAGUGGAUGAAUAGCUUGUGCAAAGCAGUGCACAGUGAUCAUCACAUCUCCAUGGACUAUCUAGAUAUAGCUAGAUAGAUAUAUCACUCACAUCUCAAAAAUAGGGUUGGGGAUGGGGGAGAAGAAGUAGUAUAGGGAAUUCUGCAGAACUGCAAAUUCGUGACAAUGAUAAUGUGACAGUGAGUCAGUCUUAAUUUUCCAGUGCUGCACACUGCUCAAAGAAAGAUCUUUGCAUUACCAUAGAAAUCUGAUUUUAUGUUGGAAUAAACCUUUACCAAUAGUGAAAUAUUAUUCUCAAACAAGCCCUGAGAAUAGAAAAAAUAGUAUUGGAACUAAUUAGAAAGUUUGAUUCAAUAGAUAAAAAAAUAUAAAGGUUGUACAUUUAACUUGAUUUCUCCUGCAUACAAACUUCACUCAGAAUAACAAAAUAUAAUAAAAUAACCAUCAUACUGUGAUUGUCAAAGCUUUAAAAAGUUAGAAAAACAUGAGAAGAGCUCCUGAUUUGUGUUUAUUACAAUGAAUGUCAUAAUACCUGUUCUGAAACAUGAGAUGGAUUUGUAGGUGACAACAAAAGAAAUAUGAUCACAGAAUGAGCAGAACAGAUAAUCUCCCACUAUAUCUGGUUAAUAAAUGCAAAAUAUGAAUUUUAGGGAACGUGGAAUAAUGAACUGUGUGUUCAAACAGUGGAAAGUCCAGGAAGAAAUAAAAACAGUUUGGAAAGGAUAGAGUGAUACUCACUACAUAGAAGAUGUGUUGAGUUGCAGACAGACACAACGAAAAAGACUGUAGACAGGCACAAAGAAAAUGAACGCUAGAAAUAUUUAGUUUUUGGACAACGUCCUCCUUCAGAAGUAGAAACACACACAUUCACACAAAAACUCACAUACACCCAGAGAUAGUGGCUGUGUGUGUGUGUGUGUGUGUGUGUGUGUGUGUGUGUGUGUGUGUGUGAGAGAGAGAGAGAGAGAGAGAGAGAGAGAGAGAGAGAGAGAGAGAGAGAGAGUGUGUGUGUGUUUUGCUGUAUAAGUGGGUUGAGUUUUUGGCCAAAAGCUGAAAUAUUUCUAGCUUUCUUUUUCAUUGUGCCUAUCUGUGACUCACUGCUUCCACUAUGUGUGAGUAACAAUAUAUUUUUUCCAUAUUGUUGAACUGUGUAUUCAGAUUUUAUGGAUGACAGAUAAAAUGUUUGAUUAAAGAAAAGAAAUUACUGAAUGCAACUAAAAUGAACAGUAUUAUACUACAAGACAUCGAAGUUCCACAAAUAAGAAAAUUUUCUAUAGAGGCCACUGAUUGUGGUCCCAGAAGAUCACCUUGUGUGGUAAACAUAUUGAAAUAUAAGUUAUUCAAAAUGUUGUGCUGCAGUGGAAUACUGAAGAAAUUAUUUCAAUUUGUAAAAAGAAAUAAAAGGGGAGAUGGAAGAAACUGUAUUGAACAUUCAGGCUGCAUAAAUAACAUAGGAGGUUGACUAGCUGAGGCACGCAGUAAUUGUGAAUCUUAUACUAGAGCAUUGAGCAAGGAAGAUAAACAUAGCAAUGUGGAGGAGAUUAAUUCAUGGUAAUGAGAUCAGCAAAGAUAAGUCAUGACGAAUGCAGUAAAAUAAAACAAUCAAUCAGUGAGAGUGAGAGUGGAAGAAUAGAGGACUGCACAGUAUUUUAUUAACAAUAAUAAACAUAAUCAUGCAGAAGAGACAAAUGUGUAUAUUAUUGUGAAUGAUGUACACAUUUCAGUGUUAGAACUGAACAUUAAAGGCAUUAAGAAAACAAUAGUAUGAGGUUGAUAUGGCUGUGCUUGCUGUAGCAACACUAAAACAUACAAUUUUGUAGGAAGUGGUAGUCAGUCUUCUUGUGAAAUAUCAUUAUUUUCACAUCAUUUUCAAUGCCAUUUUAUGGCAGUAAUGGGGAACACAAAAUGGAAAUAUUAAAAUCUGUUUUCUAUUCCUGCACCAUAUCAUACAAAGAUAGCAAGAAAUUCAAAUGUGCACAGUGGCUUGCAUAUCAAAUCAACAGAUAAAUAUUGUGAAGGUGGAUGAAUAAAAUAUAUAAACUUUAAAAAGCUAUACAUUACUAUUUUACAUUUUCAUAUGUCAAUACUUUUGGAAAUUCAUUUUCUCUGUGAUGUGAUAUAAAUUGUCAUGUGUCCAGAAAUUUUAUUUCAGAAUUUUAUUUUCCUUUUAACAAGUCCAUGCUAUUAUUAAAAUAAGUUUAUCAAGCUUUUUUAACGUGUGUUUCUGAUAAUCAUGAUUGAUGAAACAUUGGUUUAUGUGAAACUCCUAAAAUCACUCAACUAAAAACUUGGAUAGACAGUCAAUACCUGUGAUAUUGUUGAAAUUGGCUUAAAAAAAUCCUGACCCAGUCAUACCUCCUGCAGUUCUCUGUAUAAAUUUAUAUUAGUUAAUGAAGAUGAGAUUAGACACACAAUGACAUAUCAUGUGGCCAGUCAUUUCCCUCAGAAUCCUAAAGCUAUUUACAAAAUCUCAAUGUGAAAAGACAAAUACAUUUUUUUUUUACCUGUGCUAAUUUAUUUUGUAAAUCGGAGUGCGUAAAAUGUAAAUAGGUUGCCCAAAUACAAUUCAAACCAUGUCUAUUUAUGAAGAUUUUGUAUAUAAAUUUUAUUUGUGUGCUGUGUAUUCUUUCAUAUAAAUAUUUUAAAAUAAAGUACCAUACUAACUUCC
Molecule: messenger RNA, 3657 nt
Organism: Schistocerca serialis cubense
Lineage: Eukaryota; Metazoa; Arthropoda; Insecta; Orthoptera; Acrididae
Product: prenylated Rab acceptor protein 1
Exons: 4
Coding region: 126-722 (198 amino acids)
Cellular component (GO): Golgi apparatus
Source: RefSeq, a predicted model, not a curated record